AUGCCAGUUCCUGUUCAAGUGGCUUACAAGUCUAUCGCCAAGCCUCAGAUCGGCGAGAACAACUACCAAGGCUUUCACUCUGGAAAAGCUGAGACACUUCCUGAGGGAUGGAACGGAUACGGCGCCCGCGCUUUGGCUAGUGAUAUCAUAUUGGAGCAUGAUGUCGAGAUCAAAGUUCGAGAUGGAUGUCGUCUUUACGUUGAUAUAUGUCGGCCGGCGAAUACAAAGCACAAGAUUCCCGCUAUAUUAGGGUGGUCGUGCUAUGGCAAGAAGUAUAGCGCACUAGCCAUGCUACCAAUGACUGUAUGGAAAUGUUGCGUGGAUUUGAAAGAGGACUUGAGUGGCUUGGAGAAAUUCGAAGGCCUUGAUCCUCAGAAAUGGUGUCCCCGAGGCUACGCUAUUGUUAGCGUCGACUCGCGAGGCACGGGAAACAGCGAUGGACAGAUCCCGAUUAUGGGUAGCCAGGAUGGAGAAGAUGGGUAUGAUGUUGUUGAGGCCAUCGCAAAAAUGGACUGGUGUAAUGGCAGUGUGGGCAUGGCUGGCAACUCUGCCCUAGCUAUUGCCCAGUGGUUCGUUGCUGAGUUAAACCCACCAUCUUUGAAAGCCAUUGCUCCAUGGGAGGGUUCUGCGGAUAUCUUCCGCGAACAAUUCUGCAGAGGUGGGGUGUUUGGGAUGAGUAACUUCGAUCUCAUCACAGAAAAGAUUAUCCGUGGUCCUUCUGGUGUGGAGGAUUUUGCCGAAAUGUAUCGACGAUCGCCUAUCGCCAAUGCCUACUGGAACGAUAAGCGUGCCAAUCUGAAGAAUAUUCAGUGCGCCACAUUCAUUUCUGGCUCGGAUAUUUCUUCAAUUCAUACUAUGGGUAGUAUUAGAGCAUGGCUAGAGAUCCCUCACGAUAAGAAAUGGAUCAAAUGGUCUGGAUACCAGGAAUGGUUCGACCUCUACACCGAUGCCCAUGCCGAGGAGGAGUUAGCCUCGUUCUUUGAUCGCUAUCUGAAGGGAAUUGAGAACUCAUGGGAACUGACCCCCCGAGUUCGCUGGACCUGCUUGCAGUUUGGCGACCGGGACCCUAUUGAGAAUAUUGUUUUACCCGGUUUCCCUGUACCUGAUACCCAAUACCGAGAAUUCUUCUUGGUUAAAGGCUGUCUAAAGGACACUUUACCGGCAACACCAUCUAUUGCCUCCCACGAUUCGGAAAAUUUCGAGUCGUUUAGUGCAUUUGAUUACACGUUCUCUGAGCGCUCCCGGCUUCUCGGCCUGCCAAAGGCGAUUCUUCAUAUGUCCUGCAACGAUCAUGACGAUAUGAACGUCUAUAUUAUUUUGAGAAAACUGGAUAAGAACGGAAAGCCUCUGUUGAGUCUGAAUUUUCCAUUUAGGGCAGCUCCAGUCAACUCCAUUGACGAAAUACCGGAGAAAGAACGCCAAAGCACAAAUUUAUACCAAGGAUCUGUGGGAAUUUUGCGAGCAUCCCAUCGAGCUAUUGAUGUUGAGAAAGGCAUCCAUCCGCAAUUUCCAUUUCAUCCGCAUGAAAUUGAAGCCAAGAUCCCGCCUGGGACUAUUGUACGACUUGAAAUCGGUAUUUGGGCAAUGGGUGUUGAUUUCGAGGCCGGUGAAUCGAUUAGUGUCAGGAUUGGUGGCCAAUUCCCAAGUCUUGCGGAGUACAAAAGCUUCUCUGCUCCGCGGCCGGACCAGGAGAAGAACAAGGGAAUGCAUUUCAUCCAUUCGGGACCUGAACACCCGAGUUCUAUCAUUCUGCCAUUUGUACCUUUUUGA
Molecule: messenger RNA, 1770 nt
Organism: Penicillium cataractarum
Lineage: Eukaryota; Fungi; Ascomycota; Eurotiomycetes; Eurotiales; Aspergillaceae
Exons: 2
Coding region: 1-1770 (589 amino acids)
Molecular function (GO): dipeptidyl-peptidase activity
Source: RefSeq, a predicted model, not a curated record